CCAUCCUCUCUCCUUUUCCGCAUUGCUGAAGCUCCAGAAGCCGUCGACAUGUCUCCGGCCCUCGGUCGCCUGGUGGCCCGGCUCUCAACCCGCUCCCCGCUGACCCGCAGCCUGGGGCCGGGCAGGGCGGUGCCACUGAGCCGGACCGCCGUGUGCUCAUCGUCCGGUGCCAUCCUGCCCAGACCCAGGAAGACCCCCUUCGGCCCUGUGCGGAUUGCUCUGGUAGUGCUGCCCUUCUUGUAUGUGGGGACUCGGAUCAGCAAGAACUUUGCUGCGCUGCUGGAGGAGCACGACAUCUUUGUCCCCGAGGACGACGACGAUGACGACUGAGGGGUCUGAGGGCUUCCUGGUAAUCAGAUCACAUUCCGUCACUACUACUGGGAGGAGUCUGAGCCUCUGAGCAGAUAAAUGCCUUCGUCUGCUGUUUUCAAGUUGCUUCAGUCUGCACUGUGUUAAUGGUUUCAUGCGGUUAUGGACACUGGGUUGGAGGUGAACUGGUCAAAACGUUCUGUAUUUGCAUGCACUACUUUAAUUGUAAUAAAAAGGAAUGACACGCUGA
Platichthys flesus (European flounder) is the source of this 559-nucleotide messenger RNA. RefSeq names its product essential MCU regulator, mitochondrial-like. Bases 49 to 330 code for a protein of 93 amino acids. Gene Ontology annotation, cellular component: mitochondrial inner membrane; uniplex complex. NCBI's taxonomy places the organism in Eukaryota, Metazoa, Chordata, Actinopteri, Pleuronectiformes, Pleuronectidae. Gene Ontology annotation, biological process: mitochondrial calcium ion homeostasis; calcium import into the mitochondrion. The record is from RefSeq and is a predicted model, not a curated record. The transcript has 3 exons.